This is a messenger RNA of Drosophila navojoa, 6065 nucleotides long. RefSeq names its product epidermal growth factor receptor (gene Egfr). Gene Ontology annotation, biological process: negative regulation of apoptotic process; neurogenesis; multicellular organism development. Gene Ontology annotation, cellular component: signaling receptor complex; plasma membrane; basal plasma membrane. Gene Ontology annotation, molecular function: transmembrane receptor protein tyrosine kinase activity; ATP binding. Lineage: Eukaryota; Metazoa; Arthropoda; Insecta; Diptera; Drosophilidae. The record is from RefSeq and is a predicted model, not a curated record.
GACUUUAACGUGACGCUGCGCAGACGCGAAUUGCCCACAAAUCCAGGCGACGAACGCUUCACUCGACAAACGUUGCAGAUCGUAUCUCGGUUGCCCUCUCGCUCUGUCUCUCUCUCUCUGUCGCGACUUGCCGCUAAUUUAGUGCUAAUCGAAUAUAAUACUUGGCCAUAAAAUAACACGCAAAUAGAGAGUGGAGUUAAGCCACUGCGAAGCUCUUGUUUAGCAAAUAGAAGAAGAAGAAGAAGCAGCAGCAGCAAAGUGAAAUAAAACGAAAAAAAAAUAUAGUGAUUCCAUUGCUAAUUGGUGAGACAGGGACAACAAAAUAAAAAUAAAUAAAAUAAAGUGCAGCUGCAGCUGUAUAUGUGUGUGUGAGAGCAGUGAGAUGGCCCAAAACAACAAAAGGAAUAUCAGCAAAAACAACUGUUAAAGCAAUUGCAUUUAGCUUUUAAACAGGCUGCGCCUGCGCGCGCUCCCUAACCUCAAAAUACAUAUACAUAUAUAUACACACGCACACAGACACAGCCACGGACACCGAAAGCUGUGCUGAGUCGAACUCGAAAAAGAGAACUGAAAAGCUGCCAGCAACAAAAACAACAACAAAAGCCUUCGUAAUGUGAAACUGGUUCCUAUACAAAAAAAAGCUAAAAAAAAAUACAAGCAGCAGCAGCUACAAACACAAACACAAAUACAAGCACACACAUACGCACACAGCAAUUGCAGCGACCACAACAACAGCAAUAAAACGCAGUGAAAGAGUUGGUUAAAAUUUGUUGUCGUUUUUGGCACGCAAAACGUAGCAGAAAUUGUUGUUGGCCCCUUUUAUUUUUGUUGGUUGCUUUUUCGUCGAUAUCUGCGAGCUGACAACGCGAAAAACAACACGCUCAAAACCGAGCUAAAAGUGUUGAGCAGAAUACGGAAAGCAGCCAAAACGCUGCAAGUGUUGUGGCCCGUUUCUGAAUCAGUCAUAGACACACACUCAUGACGUCACAGACGUCAUAGAUUCAAUCCGCAAAUAAGUUGCCCGUGAGAUGCGCAUCUUCAAAUUGUUCAGGCGCCGCGGCAGCAGCUUUUACCUACCAUUGCUGCUGCUGCUGCUGGUCCACUGCAUCUGCACAUGGCCCGUCUCGGCGGCCAGGGAUCGCUAUGGCCGACAGAACACCAAGCAGCGCCAUCAGGAUGCUUAUCGCAACAAUGCGAACCGUUCACGCAAUCGCGGCAGCGGCAGUGGCAAUCACGAGCGGGCUGCAGCGGCGGCAGCGGCGGCAGCGGCAGCGAGCAGCGCUGCCCUCAUCGCUAGCGGCAGCUCCAUCGGCGACAGCACCAAGGACACAUUUCCCAAGGGCAAAAUUUGCAUUGGCACAAAGAGUCGUCUGUCUGUGCCCUCGAAUCGAGAGCAUCAUUAUCGCAAUCUGCGCGAUCGUUACACGAACUGCACCUAUGUCGAUGGCAAUUUGGAGCUAACCUGGCUGCAGGAUCCCAACCUGGACCUGAGCUUCCUGGCCAACAUACGCGAGGUAACGGGCUAUAUACUGAUCAGUCAUGUGGAUGUGACGAAUGUGAUAUUUCCCAAACUGCAAAUCAUACGCGGCCGCACGCUGUUCAGCCUGACUGUUGAGGAGGAGAAAUAUGCCCUAUUUGCCACAUACUCGAAGAUGAACACGCUGGAGAUGCCCGAGCUGCGCGAUAUACUCGCUGGCUGGGUUGGGUUCUUCAACAACUACAAUCUGUGCCACACGCGCUCCAUUGUGUGGCGCGAGAUCCUGUCGGGCGCCAACGACGACUACAACUACACGUACACCUUUACGGCCGCGGAACGCACGUGCCCGGCGUGCCAUCCGUCGUGCGAGCGCGGCGCCUGCUGGGGCGAGGGAGCGCACAAUUGCCAGAAGUUCAGCAAGAUCACCUGUGCGCCGCAGUGUGCCCAGGGCCGUUGCUUCGGCUCUGGGCCGCGGGACUGCUGUCACCUGUUCUGCGCCGGCGGCUGCACGGGGCCCACGCAAAAGGAUUGCAUCGCGUGCAAGAACUUCUUCGAUGACGGCGUCUGCAAGGAGGAGUGCCCGCCCAUGCGCAAAUACAAUCCGACCAACUAUGAGCUGGAGGCCAAUCCCGAGGGCAAGUACGCCUAUGGCGCGACCUGUGUGCGUGAGUGUCCGGGACACUUGCUGAAGGACAAUGGCGCCUGCGUGCGCAGCUGCCCCUCGGACAAGAUGGCCAAGGAUGGCGAAUGCGUCGCCUGCAACGGACCCUGCCCCAAGACCUGCCCCGGCAUUGCGGUCCUCCACUCCGGCAACAUUGACUCGUUCAAGAACUGCACCGUGAUCGAGGGCAACAUCCGAGUGCUGGACCAGACCUUCUCGGGCUAUCAGGACAUCUAUGCGAACUACACGAUGGGCGCACGCUAUAUACCCAUGCAUCCCGAUCGCCUCGAAGUCUUCUCCACGGUGAAAGAGAUCACCGGCUAUCUGAACAUCGAGGGAGUGCAUCCGCAGUUCAAGAAUCUCUCCUACUUUCGCAACCUGGAGGUCAUUCACGGUCGCCAGCUGAUGGAGAGCUACUUUGCCUCACUGGCCAUUGUCAAGUCGUCGCUGUCCAGCCUGGAGCUGCGCAGUCUGAAGCGCAUCAACUCCGGCAGCAUCGUCAUACAGCACAACACGCAGCUCUGCUACGUCAGCAGCAUACACUGGGCCGCGAUUCAGAAGACCAACGACCAGAAGCUGUUCAUCAAUGAGAAUCUGAAUACCUCCGAGUGUCGCAAAACGGGUCAAGUCUGUUCGGAUCAAUGCAACAGCGAUGGCUGCUGGGGCGCUGGGCCGGAGCAGUGCUUGAACUGCAAGAGCUUCAACUACAAUGGCACCUGCAUAGCCGACUGUCGCAAUGUCUCCAACACCUACCAGUUCGAUUCGAAGACCUGCAAGAAAUGCCAUCCGGAGUGCCGCACCUGCUCCGGCCCCGGCGCCGAGCACUGCGACGAGUGCGUGCAUGUGCGCGACGAGCAGCACUGCGUGACCGUCUGUCCGGAUGACAAGUACGCGGACUUUGGCAUCUGCCGCAAGUGCCACGAGACGUGCGAGGGCUGCACGGGACCCAAGAAUACGAUUGGACACGGCGCCUGCAACACGUGCAAUCUGGCCAUCAUCAAUGCGGAUGCGACGGUGGAGCGCUGCUUGCGCAAGGACGACAAGUGCCCCGACGGCUACUACUGGGAGUAUGUGCAUCCGCAGGAGCAGGGCUCGCUCAAGCCCUUGGCCGGCAAGGCCAUCUGUCGCAAGUGCCAUCCGCGCUGCGAGCUGUGCACCAACUAUGGCUUCCAUCUGCAGGUCUGCUCCAAGUGCGCGCGCUACAAGCGCCUGGAGCAGUGCGAGGACGAGUGCCCCAGCGAUCACUAUGCGGAUGAGGAGAGGCGCGAGUGUUUCGUUUGCCAUCCGGAGUGCAAGGGCUGCACCGGUCCCGGCGCGGAGGACUGCUUGGCCUGUGUCAACUUCAAGGUGUUUGCCGAGGGCGAGGUCUACGACAAUUCGACCAUGUUCAACUGCACCUCCAAGUGCCCGGCGGAGCAGCCGCAUGUCAACUACCAAUCGCACUUCAUUGGACCGCACUGCGUGUCCAGUCCGCCACGCGGCUCCAAGGUGACCGCCAACCUCAAUGUGAACAUGAUCAUCAUCAUCUUUGUGGCCGUGUUCAUACCUGUGAUCUGUGUGCUCUGCGUGAUCAUCUACAUCUGCCGGCAGAAGCAGCAGGAGAAGAAGGAGACCGACGACUUGGCCAAAGUAUUCUUCGGCUGCGAAGACUCCGAGCCGUUGCGUCCCUCCAACAUGGGCGCCAAUCUCAGCAAGCUGCGGAUCGUCAAGGAUGCGGAACUGCGCAAAGGCGGCGUCUUGGGCAUGGGCGCGUUUGGACGUGUCUACAAGGGUGUCUGGGUGCCGGAGGGUGAGAAUGUGAAGAUACCCGUUGCCAUCAAGGAGCUGCUCAAGACGUCUGGCGCCGAGUCCAGUCAGGAGUUCCUCAACGAGGCCUACGCCAUGGCAACUGUGGAGCACGGCAAUCUGCUCAAGCUGCUGGCCGUCUGCAUGUCCUCGCAGAUGAUGCUGAUCACGCAGCUCAUGCCGCUGGGCUGCCUGCUCGACUAUGUGCGCAACAAUCGCGACAAGAUCGGAUCCAAGGCGCUGCUCAACUGGUCCACCCAGAUAGCCAAGGGCAUGUCCUACCUGGAGGAGCGGCGGCUGGUGCAUCGCGAUCUGGCCGCACGUAAUGUCCUGGUGCAGACGCCGUCGCUGGUGAAGAUUACGGAUUUCGGCCUGGCCAAGCUGCUCAGCGUGGACUCCAAUGAGUACAAGGCGGCCGGUGGCAAGAUGCCCAUCAAGUGGCUGGCGCUCGAGUGCAUACGGCAUCGCAUCUUCUCCAGUAAGUCGGAUGUGUGGGCAUUUGGCGUGACGAUUUGGGAGCUGCUGACCUUUGGCCAGCGACCACAUGAGAAUAUACUGGCCAAGGAUAUACCCGAUCUCAUCGAGAUGGGCCUGAAGCUGGAGCAGCCCGAGAUCUGUUCGCUGGACAUUUACUGCACACUGCUCUCCUGCUGGCAGCUGGACGCCGAUCUGCGUCCGCCGUUCAAGCAGCUGACCAACGUGUUUGCCGAGUUCGCUCGCGAUCCGGGCCGUUACCUGGCCAUACCCGGCGAUAAGUUCACCCGGCUGCCCGCCUACACCAGCCAGGACGAAAAGGAUCUCAUACGCAAGCUGGCGCCGACCACCGAUGGGUCCGAGCCCAUGGUCGAGGCCGAUGACUAUCUGCAGCCCAAGGCGGCGCCCGGUCCCAGCCAUCGCACUGAUGGCACCGACGAGAUACCCAAACUCAAUCGCUACUGCAAGGAUCCCAGCAACAAGAAUCCGGGCAGUGGUGUGGGCGUUGGGGAUGACGAAACCGAUUCCAAUGCCCGUGAAGUGGGCGUGGGCAAUCUGCGACUUGAUCUGCCAGUCGAUGAGGAUGACUAUCUGAUGCCCACUGGCCAGAGUAAUGGCAGCACCAACAACAACAACAACAACAACAGCAACAAUCCCAACAACAACAUGGCAGCAGCAGCCACGGGCUACAUCGAUGUGAUUGGCGUGCCCGUGAGCGUGGAUAAUCCCGAGUAUCUGCUGAAUGCGCUCAGCGCUGGCGAGGCGCCCAUUCCCACCCAAACCAUUGGCAUACCUGUGGCAGGUGUGCCCGCCAGCAUGGAGGUGAAGAUGCCGGGCAGCGAGUCCACCAGCUCCGAUCAUGAGUACUACAACGAUACGCAACGGGAGCUGCAGCCGCUGCAAUUGCUGCGCAGUCGCAGCACCGAGACGCGAGUGUAGCCUCCGCACACCCACACACCCACACACACACAUACAUACUGCCAGAAUGUAACAAACCGUUUAUUGGAUAUCAAUCUUGCCACGUAGUACCCAAGUGCCUUGUGAAGCCAUCGCCAGUUGCAGUCGAUGUGUGCCUUCUGAAUGCUGUUAUCAUAGAUAAAACCCCAUUUGAAUUUGUAAAGUCUCGUUAUUACACUGUAGCGUACUUAGCAAGACCUAUCCGUAUAUAUAUAUAUAUAUAUCUAUAUGCCCCACUCUAUAUCAAACAACUCUAGAUGCGUAGAGAACUAGUUGUGUAUUUUAUGUAGCGCUUGUAGAUUCAAUGUAAUUACGAGAUCAAAAACACCGAUAGUGCAUUUCUUAGACGUCCUGCGCGACCAGCACUUGCACUUGAAUCACAAUCGAAUCGGAUCUCUGGAACCAUUCGAGUGGGCUUCAGGCUUUUGGUAGUGCAAGGAACGACCCACUAAGCUAAAGUUAUUUCUAGUUCGCAGUUGUAUCAAAACAAUAUCUUAUCUAUAUACAUAUAUAUAUAUAUAUAGACAUAGGUAUCUUUUAAGAGUUAUAGGCUUUUAGUUUGUAGUCUCCAACUGUGAUAUAGUUCCUAGGAAUUAGUAUAGCUGUUUAAGAAUUUUUAAAACUUCUUUCGAUAUUGCGGCCCACUGAUCUGAUUAUAGACGCUGAUCUGAUACAUUUGUAUAUUUUGGCCUCAACCAAUUUCUAUAAAAA